This is a messenger RNA of Papaver somniferum (opium poppy), 2772 nucleotides long. RefSeq lists its product as uncharacterized. The transcript has 4 exons. Bases 1 to 2772 code for a protein of 923 amino acids. Gene Ontology annotation, molecular function: nucleic acid binding. Gene Ontology annotation, biological process: DNA integration. The record is from RefSeq and is a predicted model, not a curated record. Lineage: Eukaryota; Viridiplantae; Streptophyta; Magnoliopsida; Ranunculales; Papaveraceae.
AUGUCUAGUGUUUUAACUUCAACGUCCUAUUCACCUAACAGCCAGUCCUCUAUAUAUGCUCUAGCUUCAAAUGAUGGACCAGGAACUAUCAUCACACAUGUAGUUCUCAAAGGAUCGAAUUAUGAAGAAUGGGCUAAAGGGUUUCGUAUUUCUCUGGGUGCGAAACGAAAACUGGGCUUCAUUAACGGUAAAAUCUCAAAACCUUCUGUUGAUUCUUCUGACAUGGAUGACUGGUGGACUAUAAACUACAUGAUCGUUACCUGGAUUUUUAACACAAUUGAUCCAGUUCUUCGUUCCUCAAUUUCUUAUCGUGACACCGUAUUCGAUUUAUGGGAAGAUAUCAGGCUUCGUUUUUCUCUUGGGAAUGGAAUAAAAAAUUUUCAGCUUAAAUCUGAUGUCGCCGGUUGCAAACAAAAAGAUGGAGAGUCUAUACAAGACUGUUACGGGAAGCUGAAGAAACUCUGGGAUGACAUCAAUGACUUUGAUGCCUUACCUUCUUGUCAAUGCUCCGGUUGUACUUGUGGUCUUAAUGUGACUCUUCGUACUCGACGUAACAAUGAUCAGGUAAGUGAAUUUUUAAUGGGUUUCAUACCCUAUUAUGCUAAUGUUCGUUCUAGUAUUUUAGGCACCGAACCACUUCCGUCUCUGCACACUGUGUACUCUCGUCUCAUUCAAGAGGAAGAGGUUCGAUCUUAUACUCAGCCAAAGGAGGAUAUCGUUCCUCCAAUGUAUUUUCUCGCUCACGGAAAUAAGCCACAAGGAUCGAAAACAGGAGCUGUCAAACCUCCAUUGAAGUGCACCUAUUGUGGUCAUAAUGGGCAUAUUGAGGAUCGCUGUUGGGAGAAGCACGGAUAUCCAGAUGGUCGCCAUCCCAGACGUCCACCUGCGGCUAAUCUCAAAACCGAAUCACCAGCUCACCGUAACCAACCAGCAGCUAAGGCAAACGCUGUCGUUGGUGAGAUUCCAACUACAAAUCCUGUUCGUCUCUCUGGUAAGCGUGGUCACAUCUGGAUUGUUGAUACAGGAGCCUCCAAUCAUGUUCGUUGCGAUGACAAUUUGUUUGAAUCUUGUCAUAAUAUUAGUCCUCUUCAAGUUGGUAUGCCUAAUGGUGUCAGCAUACAAGCAACCAAAAUUGGGAUUGUGCAGUUAAAUUACUUUAUUAUAUUGCACAAUGUGCUGUUCGUUCCUCAAUUCACAUGCAAUCUUCUCUCCGUUUCUCAAUUUUUAUCUUUAUCGCAUGUUAAUCAUGCACAGAAGAAUAUUAUCAGUGUUCAAUUCACUAAUUCUGAAUGUGUUAUACAGGACCAUACUUUGAGGACGAGGAUUGGUAUGGGUAAGCUCACGGAUGGGCUGUAUUGCUUGAUGGCGGGGAAACCAACUCGUGUCAACGUUGUGUUAGAGAAGAUUACUACAGAAUUAUGGCACAAACGGCUUGGUCAUCCUUCUAUCCGAGCUUUGAAGUAUCUACCUCAAAUUGGUCGUAUUGAUAGUCAGUUAGAUUUUCAUGCUUGUGAUUUUACUCGAAAGGUUAAGACUCUACGCAGUGACAAUGGAACUGAGUUCAAAGGUCUCUUCUCUUAUUUUCGAAACAAUGGCAUUGUUCAUCAAACUUCUGUUGUUAAGACACCACAACAAAAUGCUAGGGUGGAAAGGAAGCAUCGUCACAUUCUUAAUGUCGCUCGUGCACUACGUUUUCAAGCAUCCUUACCAAUCGAUUUUUGGGGUGAAUGUGUCCUUACUGCUGCCUAUUUGAUUAAUCGAACCCCUUCUCGUGUUCUUCACUUCAAGACGCCUUAUGACCUUCUUUAUGGUUCAGCUCCACCUAUUCACUCUCUUAGGGUAUUUGGAUGUCUCUGUUACGCGAAAAACCUCAACCCUUGUGAUAAAUUUGACAGUCGCAGUCGUCGUUGCAUAUUUCUUGGCUAUCCAUUUGGAAAGAAGGCCUGGCAUCUAUUUGAUCUCGACACAGGUCAUUACUUUCAGUCUCGAGACGUACAUUUUAUUGAAGAUACUUUCUCGUUGGAAGAUAACGAUGAGCUUCUUAAAUUGCACUCAUUGUAUUCUGAUAAGGUCACUGAACCAGUUACUAGAAAUUUGUCUGACGAUCAUUUUGAAGCUGAAUACAAUGAUCCACAUAUCUCUGGUGGUUCUUCUUCCGCUGCUAUUCCCUCGCCUGAUGAUACUGCACCUCCACAGACUAGUUCCAACAUUCCGUCAGCAUUCCUGGAUGUUACAACACCUGCUGUAAAUGAUACAUGUUCUGCUGAUAAGGAUAUUGAUUCAGCACUGUCUCAUGCCUCUUCUUCUGCUGUACCUGCGUCUGGUACAGAAUUUGUUACUCGUUCUCCCACCGAAACUGCAGAUAGUCGAGAUCAUCAUAGUAUAGUUGCAGACGAGGAACUAGGCCGGGGUAAACGUACAAAAUUUGAGAAUGUCAGGCAUAAGGAUUUUUUCACUGGAAGGGUGUUUCAAAACAGUCUAACACGACCUUGGUUUCCCCUGCAACUUCACCUAUACCAGUCAAGUCCUCAGGCUGAAAUUGCUGCACUAAUCUCCAAUGGUACAUGGACAAUUGAAGAUUUGCCUGCCAACAAGUCUGCAAUUGGUUGUAUGUGGGUUUUUAUAAUUAAGCGAAAAUAUGAUGGCUCAGUUGAGCGCUACAAAGCCAGAUUAGUCGUUUUUGGAAAUCAUCAAAAGGAAGGAAUUAAUUUCACUGAAACUUUCGCUCCUACAGUAAAAAUGGUUACUGAACUCUUCUUGCGGUUGCUGUGA